This is a messenger RNA of Megalops cyprinoides (Indo-Pacific tarpon), 1446 nucleotides long. Its product is annotated as NACHT, LRR and PYD domains-containing protein 3-like. Gene Ontology annotation, molecular function: protein binding. The transcript is spliced from 5 exons. Bases 1 to 1446 code for a protein of 481 amino acids. The record is from RefSeq and is a predicted model, not a curated record. NCBI's taxonomy places the organism in Eukaryota, Metazoa, Chordata, Actinopteri, Elopiformes, Megalopidae.
AUGGGACAGCUAGCUUUUCAACACCUGGAGGACGGUGACCGCGUGUAUCGAGAAGAGGACCUGAGAAAGUGUGGUAUUUGUGACAGUGAGAUUGCGGAGUACUCCUGGCUGUGCAAAGAAACCUUUAAAAGAGACUCGGAGAAACCUAAGCUUUAUCGUUUCACAUUUUCAUUCCUCAAGGAUUACUUCGCUGCCCUGUACGUCUUUUUUAACUUCAAAAACAACAACAAAAAUCUGCUCGACGAAGCCGGAAAACACGUCAGUAAAUGGUCCAAGCUCCUCAAGAGGCUCCAACAGCCUGACUUGCUCAAGAGGGCAGUAGAUAGCGCCUUGGCCAGCGAGAACGGACACCUGGACCUCUUCCUCCGCUUCCUCCUCGGCAUCUCACAACGGUCCAAUCAGAGCCUCCUGCGGGGCCUUCUGACUCAGGGGGACUGCGGCUCCCAGGGCCUGGAGGAGACCCUCAAGCACAUCAAGGGGAAGAUCAAAAAGAAUCCUUCUCCUGAGAGGACCAUCGACCUGCUCCACUGCCUGAGCGAGCUGGACGAUGGCUUCCUGGUGGAGGAAGUCCAACGGUUCCAGGCGGCAGGAUGUGUCGAGGGAGAGGAACUCUCACCAGCCCAGUGCUCAGCACUAGCCUACGUGCUCCUGACCUCCGAGGAGGCCCCGGACGAGUUCAACCUGAAGAAGUUCGUCAGAUCAGAUGAAGGGCUUCUGAGGCUGCUGCCAGUGGUCAGGCGCUCCAGGAGAGCUCUGCUGGAUAACAGCAACAUCACUAUGAGAGGCUGUGAAACAUUGGCCACCAGCAUUAGCUCAGGACUGAUAGAGCUGGACCUGAGUCACAACGACCUGCAGGACUCAGGGGUGAAGCUGCUGUCUGGUGGACUGAGGAAUCCGCACUGCAGAUUGGAGAUACUGAGGCUGGCAAAUUGUAAGCUCACGAUGAGAUGCUGCGGCGUGCUGGCUGCCGCCCUCUGCUCAGAGAGACCUCCUCUGAAAGAGCUGAUCCUGAGCCACAAUGACCUGCAGGACUCAGGAGUGAAGCUGCUCUCAGACGGACUAUGGAGUCCCCAUUGUUGCCUGGAGACAUUGAGCCUGGACUGGUGUAACCUCACAGAAAAAUGCUGUGAAGCGUUGGGCUCAGCUCUUUGUUCAAACCCCUCACACCUGAGAGAGCUGCAUCUGAACGACAACGACCUGCUGGACUCGGGGGUCAAGCUGCUGUCUGAUGGACUGGGGAAUCCACACUGUAAACUGGAGACGCUGGGGCUGUCAGGGUGUCGAGUCACAGAGGCAGGCUGUGCUUCUCUGGCUUCGGCUCUGCGUUCAAACCCCUCACACCUGAGAGAGCUGGAUCUGAGCUACAACCACCCAGGAGACUCAGGAGUGAGAGCGCUCUCUGCUGAACUGAAGGACCCCAGCAGUAAACUGGAGAAACUGAAGUAA